GCCCCCACCGGGCUCUCACCUCUCCGGCCGCCACUGCACCACCCCCGCCCCCUUCCGACGACGACCGAGAUACACCACCAAACCAAACCAACCAUGACGCGUCCACCCUUCGCCGCGACGCCGCUGCUGCUGGUGCUGGCCGUCCUCGCCGCCGUCGCGGCCCUCGCCGCCGCCGCUGCUUCAGGCCCCGGCGGCUUCGUCGUCACCGGCCGCGUGUACUGCGACCCUUGCCGCGCCGGCUUCGAGACCAACGUCUCCUCCUCCAUCCCCGGGUCGACGGUGUCGGUGGAGUGCAGGCACUUCGGCGGCGGGCCGGAGAGGCUGAAGGCGGAGGCGACGACGGACGAGCGGGGGUGGUACAAGGUGGAGAUCGACCAGGACCACCAGGAGGAGAUCUGCGAGGCGGUGCUGGUGAAGAGCGGCGACCCCAAGUGCUCGGAGACGGAGCAGUUCCGCGACCGCUCCCGCGUGCCGCUCACCAGCAACAACGGCCUCAAGCAGAACGGCGUCCGCUACGCCAACCCCAUCGCCUUCUUCCGCAAGGAGCCCCUCGCCGACUGCGGCUUCAUCCUCCAGAAGUACGACCUCAAGGACGCCCCCGAGACGCCAUGAUUUCCUUCCCUUCCAUUCUCCCCCGGCAUAGACGAUCGACAUUAUUGCCGUACGUGUUAGUCGUGGCAUCACUACGCUACUUAUUCACUCUACGAUCGAUCGACGGCGGCGACAAUAAUUAAUUAAUGGAGCCUACCUACACUAUCGAUCUGUUUUGUAUAACCCCCGCAAGUAAUUUGCAUAUAUAUAUAUAUAUACAAUGAUAUGAUUAUUUCUUCGUCGGUUAUUAUUCGAUAACGAUUCUAUGGGUGCCCGAUUCUACGUAGAAAAUCGGACACCACGUCUUCCCGCCACUGUACGUGUUCAUGUACGUGUUCAUGGUGCUUAAAAGUUUUAUAAUAUAAAAUUUGGGAUGAUAUGGUGGAGCAAA
Molecule: messenger RNA, 982 nt
Organism: Oryza brachyantha (malo sina)
Lineage: Eukaryota; Viridiplantae; Streptophyta; Magnoliopsida; Poales; Poaceae
Product: pollen allergen Phl p 11-like
Exons: 2
Coding region: 94-612 (172 amino acids)
Source: RefSeq, a predicted model, not a curated record